This is a messenger RNA of Drosophila sulfurigaster albostrigata, 646 nucleotides long. RefSeq lists its product as uncharacterized. The coding region runs from base 73 to 570 and encodes 165 amino acids. NCBI's taxonomy places the organism in Eukaryota, Metazoa, Arthropoda, Insecta, Diptera, Drosophilidae. The transcript has a single exon. The record is from RefSeq and is a predicted model, not a curated record.
GCGCUAGCAUUCAGUUCAAAAACACAAUUCGCAGCGUGAGGUACACAAUACAAUACAACAAGCACAUCAAGGAUGCGUUCAUGGAUCUUAAUAGUUGCACUGGCAGCCGUAAUGCUGAAUGUGGCAUUUACGCUGCCGGUGAAUCUCGAGGAUACCGAAGACACUAAAGUGAGCGAUGAAGAGUUGCUCAAGCUGCUGGAAGGCCACAGCAAUGAGAUCGACACCGACAGCUCGGAGCUUACACGCCGAACGCGUUCAGCUAGCGAUGGCUCAAACAGCAGUUCAGCUGAGAAAAACAAGGAGCAGAAGAAGGCACAAGAUCCCAACGAUACAAGCAGUGCAUCAACUGAGGAGCACACCGACGAACCUGCAAAGGCCCAUUCAGCACGUCGCAAGCGUGCAGCCCCAGCAGGUGAAGAAGCUCUUGAUGAAACUCUGGACACCAAGGACGUAAGCAAUGUGGAUGAGGCAGAUGAGCUGCAUGUAGAGAAUCCGGAGGACUAUGCUCAGGGUUGUGAGGUGCUCGAGGUGAAUUCCAAAGAGGCCAACAACGAGACCUUCCUAGAAUAGGGUUAGCCUUAGCUUUAAUGAAUCCCUGAACACUAGCAAUAAUGAAUAAAAAUCUUAAAAAAAAAAAUAAAAACAA